Eruca vesicaria subsp. sativa (arugula) is the source of this 700-nucleotide messenger RNA. NCBI's taxonomy places the organism in Eukaryota, Viridiplantae, Streptophyta, Magnoliopsida, Brassicales, Brassicaceae. The record is from the annotation of a GenBank genome assembly.
AUGAGAAAUUACAAAAAGAAACAGAGAGAGGAAGCGGGACUAGUGGUGCCUUUCGGUCAAAUCCCUGCUCUCCUAGACGGUGAUUUAACGCUUUUCGAGUCGAGAGCCAUCACAGAGUACUUAGCAGAGGAGUAUAGCGACAAAGGGGAGAAGCUUCUCUGCCAAGGCUGCAAGAAACUGAAGGCCAUCACAAAGGUUUGGCUUCAGGUUGAAGGUCAGCAGUUUGACCCUAUCGCCUCUAAGCUAGCCUUCGAGAGUGUCUUCAAAGGCAUGCUUGGCAUGACCACUGACCCUGCCGCUGUGGAAGACCUCGAAGCUAGGUUGGUCAAGGUCUUGGAUAUCUACGAGGCCAGGCUCUCCAAGUCCCCCUUCUUGGCUGGUGACUGCUUCACUUUGGCUGAUCUCCACCACCUCCCAAUCAUCUAUUACUUGAUGGGUACCGACUCCAAGAGGCUCUUUGAGUCUCGCCCUAAGGUUAGCGAGUGGAUCAAGAAGAUCACUGCCAGGCCUGCUUGGGUUAAGGUUCUUAGCCUCCAGAAGCAGCAGUGAUCUUGUUUCAUCUCUUAGAUUUUUCCUUCGUUUUAAAUAAAUUAUUUGUUCUUGUUGCUUAUUAUUAUUAAUGUAUCUUCUUUUGUGUGUGUGUGUUUUGCUUAUUGUCAAAUCACUUAGCUAAACAAUUAAACUUUUUAUCAUAUUCAGU